AUGUCCCUCUUAGCCGAGUCUCGUCAACAAUCGCGCAUCCUCUUUGUCAAGAACUUGUCUUACCAAGUGACGGGAUCCGAUCUGUACGAGCUGUUCGGUCGAUAUGGAGCCAUUCGACAAGUGAGGACUGGGGAUGGACCAAAGACAAAGGGGACGGCUUAUGUCGUCUUUGAGGAGAUUGGAGAUGCAAAGAAGGCGCUGGAUCAUUUGAAUGGAUUUCAUUUGCAAGAGAGGUACAUCGUAGGUGAGUUUUGGCCAGCAUACAUGUGGUUGGAUGGUGGGAGAGGGUGGUGGGAAGCGUUGAAAAGAUGGUCAGCAGGCUAACGAACGAUGAAUGACGCGUACACGCUGCCAUAGUCUUGUACCACAUGCCGGCGAGAGGCGCAGCGACGGCCAAGGCGGAUCUGGCAGCCAGAGAAGCUCAACUAGCCGAGUUGAAGCGCAAGCACGACAUUGCUGAUGCGGAAAAGUAG
Molecule: messenger RNA, 473 nt
Organism: Ceraceosorus bombacis
Lineage: Eukaryota; Fungi; Basidiomycota; Exobasidiomycetes; Ceraceosorales; Ceraceosoraceae
Source: the annotation of a GenBank genome assembly